Molecule: messenger RNA, 2110 nt
Organism: Serpula lacrymans var. lacrymans S7.9
Lineage: Eukaryota; Fungi; Basidiomycota; Agaricomycetes; Boletales; Serpulaceae
Exons: 6
Coding region: 1-1449 (482 amino acids)
Source: RefSeq, a predicted model, not a curated record
AUGGAAAAGAAUAACGACCAUCAAAAGCACCCUUAUUCAUGGCACCAGGCGACUGUCUUGUUGCUUGUCCCAUACGAGACUUCAAAGGAAGACAUUGUUGUCGUCAUUGAGCGCAAUCAUCUUCUAGCAGGAGUUCGAGGUCAGCAACCUAUAGUGAAGGGUCGACUCUACAGUAAUGUAGAUACUGUGAAUUCUGCAUGGCAACUUGAGCCACGCACCUCGCGGCUCUCUGCUAGGGAACGUACAACGUCUACCAUAUCAACAGCCUCUACGCAGUCAUCUUACGCAUUUGUAUCUGACCCGGAGAUAUCUAGCAGCUUUGCUGCAUCCCUUGAAAGCGGUCAGGUAUCGGAUUCAGAGGAGCCAGUUAUUUCGUCACCUGCCCUUUCAUCACCAAUUUCUUCCUCGGCAGAUGAACGUGUAGGCCCGGCGGUAUACCAAAGGCAGCAAACAGCUAGUUCCGGUCCUGCUUCACCAAGACUUCCAACUCAUGCGUUAUCAUCUUUCUCUUCGCUGGAGUCGUUGCAUUCACAUUCUGGUAGACUCUUAACGCUGCAUUUAGAGAAGGACCAGCCAAUUAUAUGGCCCUCUCUAAUUGUAGGUCCUGUUUCAGAAGAACUAUCACCUUAUGCUCCUAUGCCCAUACCAAAUCAGCUUAUUCCUGAACACAAAUACAAUAUGGAUCCUACAAGUCUAGUAUUGCUCGCAAUCGAGUUACAUGAUAUUCGGGAAGAUAAAGAAGAAGCUUUCGAAUAUUUUGUGCGAGCGUGGCACCAAGCUCACCUCCCUUCCGCAGCAGUGAAACUAGUUGCUUAUUAUCUUCCUAUCCAAACUUCUAUGGACCAUUAUGAUCCUGAAAAAGCUAGCGAACGUGGAUCAGUCUCUUACUAUGUUCACUCCGUGGGUGGUCCAUCUGGCUUGGGACAAUUAUUCAUGGAAGCAGGUCUUCUUCAUCUAGAAGGAGCAGCGACGAUUCUCUUAUCGGCUUCUUAUUCUGUGUUCUCGUCGAUCCGUAUCCCACAGCCCCAGUCAGGAGACAGUGGCACUGAAGCUUGGAGACGAGAUAGAGAAAUGGCGAUGCGCUUCUUUGACCGUGCUCGCGUUUUGAAUCCAGGACUUGAGAUCCCGGUACUGCCUCUUGAAAGCGAAGCCAGUCCCGGAAGCACUCAUGAGCUGGAAAUGCCGUCUAUCGAGGUCUAUCCUUCAGCUCCCCAGAGUGUUCAUUCUGGAGAAGAGUCCCAUCACUCGGAAUCAGGGGUUACUAUGCGGCGUAGGAGACAAAAGAAAGAUGAGCUGAUUUUCAUGGACGAUGUGAAGGCCAAAGACGACAUGGACAGUGCAUGGUAUCUCUAUAUUCCGAGCUUGGUGGGUGCAGGGACAGCGUUGCUAGUUGUUGGGGUGGUGGGUGCCCUGAGCUUCUCGUCCUGGAGACGCAAUCAGGGGUCUUGAGUAGAGCCCAUUGGUAUAGUUUAUGUGGUCCUUCAGUUCUAACCUUGCUGCAUGAACAUUCGCUGGUUGCUCAGUUUGCUUUGACUAGAUACAGCUUUCGUAGUUUUCAUGUGUAUUCAUUACAAGGGGUGUUUUUCAGUGUGUCAGGGGGUCAUCUAUACUAAUAUUUUCUUCAUGUGCGGGCCCGGUAUUAUCAUUUAUGACUCCAAUUCGUAUCGCUAGUAUAUCGUGUUGUUCGCAAUCGUGGGACUGGAACCUUUCAGACUGAUCCACCAGUACAAUGCCUCGCGCUAUUUGGGCAAACUCAUCGGUACCCUCUGACCGCAUUCGACCCUCGCCCCAGCCUGCUCAGAACCGACCAAAAAAUAAAGGGCAACCCAAGGAGCCACCUAAAAGUAAAGCGUUACGAAAGCUAGAGUCUUUAUUGAAGAGCAUUCACAAUUCGUCUGGUAGAGAGAAAGAUCCAGCGCAAGGAUGUUUUUGUCAAGCUCGGAGUCAUGACCUAUCUCCCUAUAAUCCAAUAUGUCGAUACUGUGGCCUGAUUCUCUGCUUGCUAAAUCUACCCAAUUUUGCAUGUCCACACUGCGGGUCCGAUCUUUUUACCCCGUCCACGAAGUUAUCUCUCGUUUCUCGCCUUGAAGAGGAGAUAACGGAGACAAUC